Daldinia caldariorum is the source of this 1986-nucleotide messenger RNA. Its product is annotated as ribonuclease III. Gene Ontology annotation, cellular component: nucleus. Bases 126 to 1394 code for a protein of 422 amino acids. NCBI's taxonomy places the organism in Eukaryota, Fungi, Ascomycota, Sordariomycetes, Xylariales, Hypoxylaceae. The transcript has 3 exons. Gene Ontology annotation, biological process: rRNA processing; primary miRNA processing; regulation of gene expression. Gene Ontology annotation, molecular function: double-stranded RNA binding; ribonuclease III activity. The record is from RefSeq and is a predicted model, not a curated record.
CUUCAACUACCUAAUAAAUCAAGCGACUCUACAAUACAAUACAAUAAAUUCUACAUGUUGUCGUAAAUUCUCAUCGUGCUACUUUUUUUUUCAAAAAAAAAAAAAAAAAUUAAAAAAUUGACGCCAUGUCGAAGCGUUUGUUCGCGAACGUCGAGUCUAAUGAUAGCUCUCAGAACGCGACAUCAAUCUCUGAAAUUUUAAAGCAUGCUGAAGAUUUGCUAAAAUCAGCCAAGGCUUUGAAUGAAGAGCUUCAACAAUUUCGUGAUGUUCCUAGUACAAAUGAUGCAAUAGCUUCAGUACUAAAAUGCCACAAUAAGAAGAUAUUACCUGUCGCGCAACUACUCGAACAAGAUGAGAAAAAUGCUCUUGGCCAAGAUAGCCCUCGACCUUCCAAAGCCCGCAAGCUUGGAGAUGAAAAGGAUUCCAAAACUUCGCUCGAAGUUGAAAAAAUCCCCAUGCCAAAUCCAGUGUCAUUGACUCGAUGGACACCGGAUGAUAUACCAAGUUCUGGCCUGCCCCCCUUACCCGCUAUUGUAAACCCAGCUUUCGAGCGGGCAGCACUUACUCAUCAGGGAAUGGCAACAGAUCAAAAUAUGAGUUAUGAGAGGCUCGAAUGGGUUGGCGACGCCUAUCUCUACCUCAUGUCUACAGCUUUCAUCUUCCAAACCUUCCCUAACCUAUCUGUCGGAAGAUGCGCUCAGCUGCGGGAGAGGCUUGUCAGGAACGAGACUUUACUAAAUUAUACCAUAAAGUACGGCAUCGACAAGCGCGCGGUAUUUCCUGCAGAGUUUGGAGCCCCCCAAAAGCCCGAGGCUCGGCAAGGGGCAUCUGAGGCGGCAAGAAAAAAGGCGCUUGGCGAUCUUUUCGAAUCUUACGUCGCAGCUAUCAUUUUGGCAGACUCGGAUAACCUGUCACGCGUAUCAUCCUGGAUGAAGUCGCUUUGGAGCACGGAACUGGCGCAUGAGAUUCAAGCGGAAUUCAGGAGCAAGUUAAGUUCCAGACAAGGGGAUCUAAACGGAAAAGUUGAUAAAGAUGGAGAUAACAGAAGUGCGAAACAAGACUUGCCCCCUAAAGUCCUAUUAAACACAGCUAUCGUCGUCAGCGGGGUUAAACUUUCAUACAACGAUGUGGGUGAGCCGAAGAAAGACAAACAUUUGGGUCUUCCAUUACAUACCGUAGGCGUGUUCCUCAACGGAUGGGGAGAAAGCAACCUACAGUUGGGUAUCGGGAGCGCGUUAUCAAAGAAAGAAGCAGGAAAUAACGCAGCGCGUGCGGCAUUGGACAAUAAGAAACUCAUUGAACGGUUUCGGCAGAAGAAGCAAGAGUAUUUAAUAGCCAGAGAGAAAAGCUUGGCCGAGCCGGGAGCGCAACAAGAGUAUGAUAACUGGUCGUAACUGAAAUAUUAUUGACUUUUGAGUUUCGGGGCAACAAAUUAUUCGUCCAUGAUUGCAAAUACUGUACCUACCUACCUACCUACUCCGUAUCGCACAUAUGGAAAUCGAGUUUCACGAUGUCUACAUAGGUACAGGUACCUAAAACGCAUGGAUAAACUAUCUGUCCGCGGAGUUCAAGUGCCACACCCAGACGGCGGAAACUACACCUUGGAAGUACGUGAUAUCUUGUUAUCUGCGAAUGAAACCAAUUUUAUUAUCAUGAUAAUCAUGUUACAUACGAUGUAGUAUAGGAGGUACCUGUCGUUCCAUCUGAAGUCGUCUUCUUCACGUGCAAUCCAUCGGAAUACGGAAAACAGAAAGCUUAGCGCUAAUUUAAACAAAUCCCCACCAAUAAACCCCAAAGCGUAUCAGGUCAACAUUGGCACGCGAACGGCCACCACCGAAAUCGUACAGUUAGGUACAUACGCAUUGCAUACAGAAAAGAACCUUACCUUGGCCCUUGCCUUAGGUACCUACCCCUAGUAAAAGAAAUGGAUCCAACUUUUGCACCGAGGCAAUUGCAUUCCCUCAACACCCGAAAAUAUUGAAAAGU